Molecule: messenger RNA, 183 nt
Organism: Nakaseomyces glabratus
Lineage: Eukaryota; Fungi; Ascomycota; Saccharomycetes; Saccharomycetales; Saccharomycetaceae
Gene: COX9
Product: cytochrome c oxidase subunit VIIa
Biological process (GO): mitochondrial electron transport, cytochrome c to oxygen
Molecular function (GO): cytochrome-c oxidase activity
Source: RefSeq, a predicted model, not a curated record
AUGUCUGCGCUAGCUCCAAUCACAGGUACUUUGAAGAAGAGAAUUAUCACUGAUAUAGUUAUCGGUUUCAGUCUGGGAGGUGUAAUGGCAUCCUACUGGUGGUGGGGUUUCCACAAGAACGUUAUUGACAGACGUGAGGCUUUCUAUGCUGACUUGGCUGAGAAGAAGAAAGCUGAAAACUGA